AUGCAGUACAAGACUCUCUCGUUGAUGCUCCUGGCGGCCUCUGCUCUGGCUGCUAGAUCGUCGCAGAGCUCCGAUGAUUCCCAGAGCUCCGAUGAUUCCCAGAGCUCCGAUCUCCUCUUAGAGAACGACCCGGAUUAUAAGGAGUACAUGUCCUCUCUGGACUCUCUUACCGCCACCGGUUUCGCUGGUCCCUCCAACGUCGCUGUCCCUGAUAUCCCUACCUCGAUCGCCCAGGUGCUCGCGACUGCCGUCCCGACCUCGUUCUUGAGCGAGAUGCAGAACCCCAGCGCUGUCUCCUCCUUCGCCAGUGAAUUCAAGGAAGGCCACUACCCCAAGUGGUACGACGACCUCCCCAAGGAUGUCAAGGCCUACCUCUCCUCAGAGGCUCUCUCCAUCGCGGCUGCCGCUACCGAAACCGGUGGUUCCAAGGACUCUAGCAGAACCGCUGCCAGCGCCUCUGCCUCCAAAACCUCAGACUCGUCUUCAAACUCUGACACUAAGUCCUCCGCUUCGGAGGGUGGUGCCGCCCCUACCGGUGCUGUCGCUUUUAGCUUGGCUGGUGCGGCAGGUAUUCUUGGUCUUGCCAUUGCUCUGUAA
Molecule: messenger RNA, 597 nt
Organism: Aspergillus tanneri
Lineage: Eukaryota; Fungi; Ascomycota; Eurotiomycetes; Eurotiales; Aspergillaceae
Exons: 2
Coding region: 1-597 (198 amino acids)
Source: RefSeq, a predicted model, not a curated record